AUGAGUGAGCUUUUUCAAGAUACAGAGUAUCAGUCGGAAAGUAUUUCGAUCUCUGAGCUGAAGAACGGAGGGAUUCUUGCGGGAGACAUUGCAAAGCUGGUUGAGGCCGGAUUUACUACGGUUGAGUCGUUGGCAUUUGCACCGAAGAAGCAGUUGCUGUCGAUCAAAGGAUUUUCAGAUGUGAAGGUAGAUAAACUGAUCAAGGAGGCAGCAAAGCUGGUUCCUAUGGGGUUUACCACUGCUUCAGAAUACCAUCAGAGGAGAUCCGAGCUUGUGUAUCUAACUACUGGGUCUUCUGAGGUUGAUAAGCUGAUGAAUGGAGGAUUUGAGUCUGGAAGCAUAACUGAGAUAUUUGGGGAAUUUAGAACAGGAAAGACACAGAUAUGCCACACACUUGCAGUUACCUGCCAGUUGCCAGUAGAACAGGGAGGAGCAGGUGGAAAGGCGAUGUACAUAGAUACGGAGGGGACGUUCCGAUCUGAAAGGUUGUUUCCAAUUGCAGAGCGAUUUGGCUUAGAUCCGAAUGAAGUACUGGACAACAUAUCGUAUGCACGUGCAUAUAAUUCUGAUCAUCAGUCGCAGCUUCUAAUCAAGGCGUCUGCAAUGAUGUCUGAGUCGAAAUAUGCAGUUCUGAUAGUUGAUUCUGCAACAGCGUUGUACAGGACGGACUUCAGUGGACGAGGAGAGCUUGGAGCAAGACAGCUGCAUCUUGCAAAGUAUCUUCGAAGUCUUGUGAAUCUUGCAGAGACGUUCCGUGUGGCUGUUGUGAUUACAAACCAAGUUGUAUCGAAUGUUGAUGGAGCCGCAGCAAUGUUUGCAGGAGACAUGAAGAAGCCGAUUGGAGGAAAUAUAAUGGCACACGCAAGCACGACUAGACUUUACCUGCGUAAAGGUCGAGGAGAAACAAGGAUAUGCAAGAUAUACAACUCGCCGUGUUGCCCAGAAAACGAGGCCACGUUUACAAUUGCUCCUGAAGGUGUGACUGAUACAGAUGAUUGA
Molecule: messenger RNA, 999 nt
Organism: Ordospora colligata OC4
Lineage: Eukaryota; Fungi; Microsporidia; Ordosporidae
Product: DNA repair protein Rad51
Exons: 1
Coding region: 1-999 (332 amino acids)
Biological process (GO): mitotic recombination-dependent replication fork processing; DNA strand invasion; double-strand break repair via homologous recombination
Cellular component (GO): condensed nuclear chromosome
Molecular function (GO): ATP hydrolysis activity; double-stranded DNA binding; ATP binding
Source: RefSeq, a predicted model, not a curated record